Messenger RNA from Hippoglossus stenolepis (Pacific halibut), 8288 nucleotides. RefSeq names its product NIPBL cohesin loading factor a (gene nipbla). Lineage: Eukaryota; Metazoa; Chordata; Actinopteri; Pleuronectiformes; Pleuronectidae. Gene Ontology annotation, biological process: regulation of gene expression; embryonic viscerocranium morphogenesis; establishment of protein localization to chromatin. Gene Ontology annotation, molecular function: chromatin binding. Gene Ontology annotation, cellular component: Scc2-Scc4 cohesin loading complex. The record is from RefSeq and is a predicted model, not a curated record.
UUGGUCAGUCAGACGGCAGAACUUCCGGUCGGCAUUUUGUUCUACGAGAGGAGAGCCUCUUGAUGAUCGCAACAAUCGUCAUAUUUCUCGUUUACUGUCGAAAUUGGCUGCACUCGGUGUUUACGUCGGCGCAGACCGACUGAAACUCCGAAGAACGAAUGUUUCCCCGCGAACGUACGUUGGAACAUUCACCCGCGAGUGACGGAAGAAGAGCGAAUCAGUCCGACCCGGAUUAUUGUUGAUAGCUAGCAGGCUAGCUGAGCGGCUAGCUGGCAAGCCAGUCGAGUUCCUUCUGGAGGAGCUGCGAGAGAGAAGAAAGGGGGAGCUAGAGAUACGGACACAAACCCAGCUAAAACAUUCCCCUCCCUUUGAACGCAACAUCCGAAGAUUGAAGGAGUAGGAUUUUUUAUCUGAAAUGUCAGUGAGUCCACCCGAGACUGCACAGAAUUCUUCAAAAAGGUGUCAGGAGAUGUGAGGACGGGUGUCGUCCAUCGACCCCCUGAUCUACCUGUGUAUCAACACACUCCCCCACCCUCACCUUCAGCAUGAAUGGGGAUAUGCCUCAUGUUCCCAUCACCACUCUCGCUGGGAUCGCUAGCUUAACAGACUUGUUGAACCAGCUACCCCUCCCUUCCCCUCUCCCGGCCACCACCACUAAGAGCCUCCUAUACAAUGGGAGGAUCGCGGAGGAAGUUACCUGCCUGCUGGGCUGUCGGGAUGAGAAUCUGGCCUCCCAGCUAGCCCAUGGCCUCAACCAGGUGUCCACAGAGUACAUAGAGCUGAAGGACAACCUGGGUAGCGAUGAGCCAGAGGGAGAUGCACCACUGUUGCUGCAGACCAUGCUGGCCAGGAACCCUGGCAUCUUCAGGGAGAAAAAUGUGAUGCAGCAGCCAAUGGUACCACCGUUCAAGAUCACCCAGAAUCCCAUGCAUAGCCCUGCCCAGUCUACAAACUUCCAGCCGGCUGCAAUUUCUCCCAGUCCGUCAAGUCGGUUUGUUUCACCUUCGAGUGGGUCCAGUAGCCGGUACAUGGGCCAGCAGAACAGUCCAGUACCCAGCCCCUACACUCCUCAAAGCCCCGCCCCUGGUUACAUACAGCAGUAUCCCCACCAACAACCACCCAGCUAUAACCAACACCAACAGAUACAACAAGUGUCUGUAGCCAGUCCCAUGGUUCCUGGUGGCAUACGAAAUAUCCACGAGGGCAAAGUAUCGGGGCAGAUGGCCAAUGCUGCCAACCACCACUCAGACAGACAUGGCACUGAGGACUACCUUAACAUUGUACACCGACUGGGCAGCGAGGAGGGUGACUCUGCCAUGAGGAAUACUUUCCCUCUGAGGUCUCCACAGUCCGGCUGCUCCCCAGCAGGGAGUGAAGGAACGCCCAAAUCGGGUUCUCGCCCCCCACUGAUUCUGCAGUCACCACCUCCCUAUGCACCCUCACCGAGGGAGGGAGGCCCUGACCAGAAACAGCAGCUCCAGCAAAGGAAGAAACCCCCAGCGGUGAAAGAGGAGAAGGACAUGUACGAUAUUGUCAGCUCGCCAAACAAGGACUCGACAAAACUCACCCUCAAACUGUCCCGGGUCAAGUCAAAUGAGUCAGAUCCAGGUGACAUGCCAGGUAUGGACCAGAACUCAGACAACAUGGAGGCAGACCUGGGCUUUCAGCAGGUUCCUGUUCUUCAGCAAAACCUAGCAGCCCGGCUGCAACAGAUCUCCCAGCACGGUGGUGCCAGUGGUCUCCAGCCUCCCAGUUCCCCUUACGACGAGGCGGAACUGGAUGCCCUCGCUGAAAUUGAAAGGAUAGAAAGAGAAACGGCUAGUGAGAAGUGCUCCAAGGAAGUGCAGGAUAAAGACAAGCCUCUGAAGAAGAGAAAACAGGACUCCUUUCCGCUGGAGCCAGGCGCAGGCGGACCAGGUGGACCCACAGGUGCCCCAGGAAGUGGAUCAACAGGCGGAGGAAAUGCUGGCAAACUGACCCCCCAAGAGGCCACUGCAGCUGGGAACGGUGCCAGCCGUCCUCCCCUCAUGGUGAGCAUCGACCUACAGCAGGCAGGCCGAGCUGAUGGCCAGCUUGACCCCUGUUUGGCUGCCCCUAUUCCAGCUCUUGAGGCCCAACGCUGGCCGGAAGAACCAGCUAGUGGGCCGGCUGCUGUGGAGGGUUCUGACACAGCUUUACGGUUGAAACCAGACGGGCGGCCGGAAGUCAUCAAGAACAGGGUUGAUAAACAUGACGGCAGGAGAGAAGGUCGGGAUUCAUCAAAGCACCGACACGAUGAGAAAUCCUCUGACAGGCGAGGAGAGAUGCCAAAGUCAUCAAACCGUGGGGAACACGGACGAGACAGGGACCGAGAAUCUGACAGAGAUAGGAGGCAUCGGAGCGAGACUGGUGGUCGAGACCGACGCUCUCCCGACUCUCGCUGCCGCAGUGACAGAGAUAGGUCGGGCUUCCGGGCUUCUUCCACUGGAGAGCCUGGUCGGAGCAGCAAUAGGCAAGAUGGUUCCAAACCAGCCUCGUCUGCUUCUGGUGUUAAACUUCCAGAUUCCUUCCCUGCUCAGCUCCUGGGAGGGCAUAGUGGCGCGCUGAAGAACUUCCAGAUCCCUAAGAUCAAACGGGAUAAGGAUAGCAGUGGGUCAACUGAAGGUCAAAUGUGGGGCCAGCCCAAGGUUAAACUGGAGCGGCUUGGUUUGGUGAAGGACUUUGAGAAGAGGCCAAAACCUGUUGUGGUUCUAAAGAAGCUCUCCAUCGACCAGAUUCAGAGGAUCAUCCGGCACAGCAAGUCUGGAAAGAACAGGAUCUCAUCAGGAAAGUCUGUUAAAAGUGGUAUGGACCCGGCAGUUCUGAAGGAGCUGCCUCCAGAGCUGCUGGCAGAGAUCGAGUCAACCAUGCCCCUGUGUGAAAGAGUAAAGAUGAACAAGAGGAAACGAAGCACUGUAAAUGAGAAGCCCAAAUAUGCUGAGGUCAGCUCGGACGACGACUUUGACGCAAACGGAGAGUCUGCAAGGAAGCGGCAGCGCAGAGAAAAAGACCGGUCCUGGGAGUUUGAAGAGAGGGAGCGCCGGGGCUCAGGGGAACAUCGGAAAAGCGGGCAAAGAGAAGGUCGGCGAGGCUCAGGCAGUCGCUACCGAGACUCCGAAGAGGAAGAAUCGCCGCCUCCCAGCGUUAGUGAACUUGCCAGAAAAAUUAAGAUGAAGGAGAAGCAGAAGAAACGGAAAGCGUAUGAACCCAAGCUGACCCAAGAAGAGUUGAUGGACUCGUCCACUUUCAAGAGGUUCUUAACAAGUAUUGACAACAUCCUGGAGAAUCUGGAGGAUGUGGAUUUCACUGCCAUGGCAGCAGAUGAUGACGAGAUACCGCAGGAGCUGCUGCUCGGUAAACACCAGUUGAAUGAGCUGGGCAGCGAGUCUGCCAAGAUUAAGGCCAUGGGCAUCUCCGGCAGGAUCCCAUCAGACAAGCUGGUGAAGCUAUUAAACAUACUGGAGAAGAAUAUCCAGGAUGGGUCCAGGCUCACCACCCUGAUGAACCAUGACCAUGAUGCUGAGGAUGAGGAGAAACUUUGGAGAGACCUGAUAAUGGAGCGAGUCACAAAGUCAGCAGACGCCUGUCUGACAGCUCUUCACAUCAUGACCUCAUCACACAUGCCGAAGGCUGUCUACAUAGAGGACGUCAUCGAGCGGGUGUUGCAAUACACCAAGUUCCAUCUUCAGAACACACUGUAUCCACAGUAUGACCCAGUCUACAGGGUGGACCCACAUGGAGGUGGCUUGUUGAGCUCCAAGGCAAAGCGUGCGAAAUGCUCCACACAUAAGCAACGAGUGAUCGUCAUGUUGUACAACAAAGUGUGCGACAUCGUCAGCAACAUUUCUGAGCUCCUAGAGAUCCAACUGCUUACUGACACCACCAUCCUCCAGGUUUCUUCUAUGGGAAUCACUCCUUUCUUUGUGGAGAAUGUCAGCGAGCUGCAGCUGUGUGCCAUUAAACUAGUUACAGCAGUGUUCUCGCGUUAUGAGAAGCAUCGGCAGCUGAUUUUGGAGGAGAUCUUCACCUCUUUAGCCAGACUGCCCACCAGCAAACGCUCCCUCAGGAAUUUCAGGCUGAACAGCUCAGACCAAGAUGGCGAGCCGAUGUACAUCCAAAUGGUGACGGCCCUGGUGCUGCAGCUGAUCCAGUGUGUGGUUCACCUCCCCACCGACAAGGACGCUUUCGAAGAGUAUGACACCAAGGUGGAUCAAGACCUGUUAAUAACCAACUCGUAUGAGACGGCAAUGAGAACAGCACAAAACUUCCUCUCAGUCUUCCUCAAAAAGUGUGGCAGCAAGCAGGGAGAAGAAGAUUACCGGCCGUUGUUUGAGAACUUUGUCCAGGAUCUGCUCUCAACAGUGAACAGGCCAGAGUGGCCUGCUGCAGAGCUGCUUCUCAGUCUGCUUGGUAGACUACUGGUCCACCAGUUCAGUAAUAAACAGACAGAAAUGGCUCUGAGAGUAGCUUCUCUGGACUACCUGGGCACAGUGGCCGCCCGUCUGAGGAAGGACGCAGUCACCAGCAAGAUGGACCAGAGAUCAAUUGAUCGGAUUCUACAACAGUGUCAAGGUAACGAUGAGACCCAGCAGCUGCAGAAAGCCCUACUGGACUACUUGGAACAGAAUGCUGAGACAGAUGCUUCACUGGUGUUUGCUCGAAAGUUCUACAUUGCCCAGUGGUUCCGUGACGCCACCACAGAGGCUGAGAAGUCCAUGAGGAACCCGCAUCCCAAGGAUGAGGACUCAUCGGAUGGACCACAACACGCCAAGGAGCUGGAGAGCACCGGUGAAAUUAUGCAGCGUGCUGAGAAGCGCAAAAAGUUCCUGCGCAACAUCAUCAAGACCAUGCCUUCUCAUUUCACAACACUGAAGAUGAACUCUGACACUGUGGACUAUGAUGACUCUUGCCUGAUCGUGCGUUAUUUGGCCUCCAUGAGGCCGUUCGCCCAGAGCUUUGAUAUUUAUUUAACACAGAUCUUGCGAGUCCUUGGGGAAAGUGCCAUUGCUGUGAGGACUAAAGCCAUGAAAUGUCUGUCUGAGGUCGUGGCUGUGGACCCCAGCAUACUGGCAAGGUCUGACAUGCAGCGUGGGGUCCAUGGUCGUUUGAUGGACAACUCCACCAGUGUGAGAGAGGCAGCUGUGGAGCUGCUCGGCAAAUUCGUCCUCAGCAGACCCCAACUCACUGAACAGUACUAUGACAUGCUCAUAGAGAGGAUACUGGACACUGGUAUCAGCGUAAGAAAACGGGUGAUAAAGAUCCUCAGAGACAUCUGUCUGGAGCAGCCAACUUUCAGUAAGAUUACUGAGAUGUGUAUCAAAAUUAUUGCAGAUCUCAACUUGUGACACACAAUCUUUUAUUAUUCAUAGAAAUUGGUGAAUGAGACAUUCCAGAAGUUGUGGUUCACUCCGACUCCAGCCCACGACAAAGAGACCAUGACCAGAAAGAUCCUGAACAUCACCGAUGUGGUCUCAGCGUGUCGAGACACCGGCUACGACUGGUUCGAGCAACUUCUUCAGAAUCUUCUCAAGUCUGAAGAGGACGCAUCAUACAAACCAGCCAAAAAGGCCUGUGUUCAGCUAGUUGACAAUCUGGUAGAACACAUCCUCAAAUACGAGGAGUCUCUUUCAGACAACAAGGGUGUAAACUCAACACGGCUGGUGGCGUGUAUCACCACCUUGUACUUGUUCAGCAAGAUCAGGGCCCAGCUUAUGGUCAAACAUGCCAUGACCAUGCAACCCUACCUGACCACAAAGUGUAACACUGCCAAUGACUUUAUGGUCAUCUGUAACGUGGCAAAGAUCUUGGAGCUUGUGGUACUGAUGGAGCACCCCAGUGAAACUUUCCUUGCCACCAUCGAAGAAGACCUCAUGAAGCUCAUCAUCAAAUAUGGCAUGACUGUGGUCCAGCACUGUGUGAGCUGUCUUGGAGCUGUUGUUAACAAAGUGACACACAACUACAAGUUUGUCUGGGCUUGCUUCAACAGAUUUUAUGGUGCACUUAACAAGCUUAAGGUUCAGCAUCAUGAGGAUUCUAACAGUGCAACAUUAGUAGCAAACAAGCCUUUCCUGCUGCGAUCACUCUUCACUGUGGGUGCCCUGGGCCGACACUUUGACUUUGAUCUGGAGGAGUUCAAGGGCACCAACAAGGUUGUUAUUAAGGAGAAAGUUCUCGAGCUGCUGCUAUACUUCACCAAACAUGAGGACGAGGAGGUCCAGACCAAAGCCAUCAUCGGCUUAGGCUUCCUUGUGAUCAUGCAUCCCAGCCAGAUGUUUGUGCCUGAGGUGAAGACAUUGUACAAUGGCAUCCUGGCUGACAGAGCUUCCUCCAUCAACCUCAAAAUCCAGAUCCUCAAAAACCUCCAGACAUACCUUCAGAGGAGGACUUACAGAAGGCCAGCACACCGAACCUUUCUCAUCUCACUGCUGAACCUCUAUGACGACAGUUCUAAAACAGAAGUGAACAUGCUGCUGUUUGUAGCAGACAACCUCGCCUGUUUCCCAUACCAGAGCCAGGAGGAGCCUCUCUUCAUCAUGCACCACAUAGACAUCACCCUGUCUGUGUCUGGCAGCAACUUGCUGCAAACCUUCAAAGAGCUUUUGUUAAAGGAGCCGAAGCGUAAGAAAAAGGUAAAGAAGGAAUGCAAGAACACGACAGAUGGGGAGGAUGGCGAGGAAAAGAUGAACUGUGACUCUCCAAGGAGCGACGACAGAGAAAACGGCAACAGCAAUGAUGACGAUAAUGAUGGCGAAGAUGUGGUACGGCGGCCUAAAAAGCCCAGAAAACCUGUUGCACCAGUGGCCUCGGAGUCCGAGUCUGAUCUGGAGGAUCUGGAUGUGGAUGAUGCGGAAAAAGUAAUGAGGCUCCUCCCAGAUAACCCUGGCAGUCUCUUGGACUUUGCAAACGCCGUUCAGGGCAUCCUGUUGUUGCUGGUGCUCAAACAGCAUCUGAAGAACCAGUAUGGAUUCUCUGACAGUAAAAUUCAGAAGUACUCACCAACUGAGUCAGCCAAGGUGUACGACAAGGCAGUCAACAGGAAAAACAACGUUCACUUCCAUCCUCGCCAAACCAUUGACUUCAUCUCCAACAACAUGGCUCACGCCUCACUGACAGAAGAUGUCAAGAAGCGGAUAGUCAAACAGUACCUAGACUUCAAGUGUCUGAUGGAACAUCUGGACCCAGACGAGGAGGAUGAGGAGGGAGAAGCGUCUGCCAGCGCCAACAUCAGAAACAAAGCCAUAAACGCCCUACUGGGAGGCUCCGGCCCCAUGUCAGGACCCAGUCCGCGCAAUCAGGCAGGACCAGAGACAGAUGAUGAUUAUAGUGAUGGUGACGAAAGGACCCCAGGGUCCUCUCGAAAGUCAAGGCGAGCGGUUGACCCCUCGGACCCCGGCCGCAUGAACGAGACAGUGGAUGCAAUGGAUGUGAUUGCCCUUUGCUGCCCCAAAUACAAGGACCGGCCACAGAUAGCUCGAGUCGUCAACAAGACCUCCAGUGGUUACAGCAUCCACUGGAUGGCAGGCUCCUACUCGGGGCCCUGGGCAGAGGCCAAGAAACGCGAUGGCCGCAAACUGGUGCCUUGGGUGGACACUAUUAAGGAGUCGGACAUCAUUUACAAGAAAAUUGCCUUGACCAGCAACCACAAACUGAGCAACAAAGUAGUACAGACUUUACGCUCACUGUAUGCAGCGCGGGAAGGAGGGGCCAGCUAAUGGCUCCCGUGUGGUGUUUUUUGUUUUGUUUUUUUACCCCUCUGCUCAAUUUCUACUUUAUCAAAAUCAUCCUUUUUCCCUGCUCCUGCUCCUCCUCCACAACCUGCCACCUCCAACGACACAGCCAAACUUCACUGGAUUCCUACCCUCCUCCUCUCCUUCCUCAUUUUUGUAAGAAAACACAAGAGGGCAAGAAUAUUUGACACUACAUACUUUUACAUGAGUUAUUCUUGCAAAAAUGACACAAAACAUAAGACUUAUUAUAUUAGAGGGACUGCUCAUGUUUUGUUUGUGUAUAAGUUCAGAGGAUAGAAUCCAGAAGGCAUUAAAGGAAUAAUUCACCCAAAUUAUCCCUUAAAAAGGCUAUCAGAAAAGAGACCUGGAGGGAAAUGUUUUGUCAACAUUGUUGUGGGAGCUCCUUCGCUGUUGUGCAGCAGAUUCUAGUCGCUCAUUUCUACUCCCACUGUAUCAUAGUUUAACACAACAAAAAACUAAAAUGUUUAUAUCUCUGAAGACAAAAAAGCUGUAAAAAAAGAAUAAAACCUUAAGUGAAUGUUG